AUUAUCCACAAACCAUGCCAGAUGCGGCUAUCCCAGGUGCUCAGCUACAGCAAGGAAUCUCGACUCUAGGAAAUCUAUCCAUGGCAUACACGCUACCAUGCAAUACCCAGUUCACAUUUGGUCUUGUCGUGGGCUCGCAAACCUUCGUACUAGACCAAUCUAGCCUGAUCGUCACCAUGAGCAACGGUCAAUGCGUCAGUGGCAUCGAGGCUUGGACUGAUCCUCAGCAGGCGCAAUACAUGUUUGGAUCUCGGUUCCUCUCCACGGUAUAUCUGUGAG
Messenger RNA from Phanerochaete carnosa HHB-10118-sp, 279 nucleotides. RefSeq lists its product as uncharacterized. The record is from RefSeq and is a predicted model, not a curated record. Bases 15 to 278 code for a protein of 87 amino acids. Lineage: Eukaryota; Fungi; Basidiomycota; Agaricomycetes; Polyporales; Phanerochaetaceae. The transcript has a single exon.